CAUGCGACUCCUCCCACCCACUCUCUAGCGACGGGUCUAGAGACGUCCGAAACCCACCUCAAACCCUUUGGUGGGGACGUCUGUAUUACCGCAUGUUUACCUCGCAGCUCGCGCUGCUGCAGGUGUUCUUCCUGAUGGUCCCCAAGGGGGUCCGGCCUCAGCCAUCUCCGUCGCCGUCUGGGGCAGUGUCCACCCAAUCGGACCUGGGGCCAAGGACGCAGGGCGAGACCCUUCAAUCCUCCUCGGAGGUGCCUGGCGUCUCUACAGUGGGUCCUACUGUCGUGACUCCCUCGGCGUCUGGGAAUAGGACCGUGGAUCUCUUCCCAGUCUUGCCGAUUUGUGUCUGUGACUUGACUCCCGGCUCCUGCGAUAUGAAUUGCUGCUGCGACAGGGACUGCUGUCUUCUCCAUCCCAGGACAGUUUUCUCCUUCUGCCUCCCAGGCAGCGUGAGGUCUUCAAGUUGGGUGUGUGUAGACAACUCUCUUAUCUUCCGAAGUAAUUCCCCAUUUCCUUCAAGAGUGUUCAUGGAUUCAAAUGGAAUUAAGCAGUUUUGUGUCCAUGUGAACAACUCAAAAUUAACCUAUUUCCAGAAGCUCCAAAAGGUCAAUGCAACCAGCUUCCAGGCCCUGGCUACAGAGUUUGGAGGUGAAUCAUUCGCUUCAACAUUCCAAACCCAGUCACCACCACCUUUUUACAGGGCUGGGGACCCCAUUCUGACUUACUUCCCCAAGUGGUCUGUAAUAGGCUUGCUGAGGCAGCCUGCAGGAGUCGGAGCUGGGGGACUCUGUGCUGAGAGCAAUCCUGCAGGUUUCCUGGAGAGUAAAAGUACAACCUGUGCUCGUUUCUUCAAGAAUCUGGCAGAUAGCUGUACCUUGGAUCCCACCCUCAACGCUGCCUCUUAUCAUAACUUCACAGUCUUGAAGGUUCCAAGAGGUUUGAGUGAUCUGCAGAAUACGAAGUUCCAGGUGCCUGUAACACCUGUCUCACAGGCUGACUCCCCUCUUCUGGCUGGAAACACUUGUCAGAAUGUUGUUUCCCAGGUCGUCUAUGAGAUAGAAACCAAUGGGACUUUUGGAAUCCAGAAAGUCUCCGUCAGUUUUGGGCAAACCAACCUGACUGUUGAGCCAGGCACUUCAUUCCAGCAACACUUCAUCAUUCACUUCAGGGCUUUUCAACAGAGCACAGCUGCUUCUCUUACUGGUUUUAGAAGUGGGAAUCCUGGCUAUAUUGCUGAGAAGCCACUCCUGGCUCUAACUGGUGAUAGAAGACACUCAAUGACCCUCUUACAGAGCAAGGGUGAUGGUACUUGCUCUAUUAAGAGACACGAAGUACAAUUUGGAGUGAAUGCAAUAUCUGGAUGCAAGCUCAGGCUGAAAAGGGUGGACUGCAGCCACUUGCAGCAGGAGAUUUAUCAGACUCUUCAUGGAAGUCCCAGACCAGAGCACGUUGCCAUCUUUGGUAAUGCUGACCCAGCCCAGAAGGGAGAGUGGACCAGGAUCCUCAGCAAGAACUGCAGUGUUUCAGCUAUGCAUUGUACUUCCUGCUGUGUCAUACCAGUUUCCUUGGAGAUCCAGAUAUUGUGGGCAUAUGUAGGCCUCCAGUCCAACCCACAAGCUCAUGUGUCAGGAGCCCGAUUCCUAUACCACUGUCAGCCCAUACAGGAUUCCCAACAAGAAACAGAAGUACCUUUGACAACUGUUGUGACCUUUGUGGACAUUACCCGGAAGCCAGAGCCUCCAAGAGGCCAACCCAGAAUGGACUGGAAAUUGCCAUUCGACUUCUUCUUUCCCUUCAAAAUGGUAUUCAGCAGAGGAGUAGACUCUCAAAAAGGCUCAGUCUCUACCAUUCUUAUCCUGUGUCUCUUACUACUUGGAGUUCUCAACCUAGAGACUAAGUGAAAAAAAGGAGAAGAAGCAGAUUUCAGUUUUCCCCAUGGGAAGUUCUGAGGCACCCUGCUUAUCUUGGCUAAACAGAUCCUCACCUGCUCAUGACCAGAGGAGAGGAUUUAGGAAAACAGAGGACCUAAAUGAAGGAGUAGAAUUGCUGGACAAUAUGGUAACUUUAUGUUUAAUCUAUUGAGGAACUGCCAAACUACUUUCCAAACUGACUGCACCACCAGCAGUAUGUGAGGGUUCCAGUUUUUCCACAUCCUUCCCAAUAUUUGUUAUUUUUAUAUUAGCCAUCCUAAUGGGUGUGAAAUGGUAUCUCAUUGUGAUCUACCAUGCCUUUUUAAACUGUAGUGUAUGAGAUCUUACACUAGAAAUGAGCACAUCUGCUCUUCCAAGGCAGGAAUACCCCAAGUAUUCUUUUCCUCUCUACCCCUCUGCUAAUUUGAUUAGCUUGUAAGCCCAGUUUCCAAUUACAAAGCUGCUUAACAUAUCUUAGAUAAGAUUUUAUGAUGAUCUUAUCGCCAGUCACUCCCCUUGUAACAGACCUUUGAAAAACAUUUUUUUAAAUCAUCUAGAGAAUACAGUCUUCUUCCCUCCCUUUAUUUAUACAGGAGGUCUCUUACUGCACGAGGUCUCUAUUGUAAUCAUGUAUUCAAUUUAAGGAGCAAGUUUUACUGUAAAGGGGUAUGUGCAAUUUGGAUAGAAUGAAAUUGAAAUCCCAGCCGGCCCGUUACAGGUGUGGAGAAACAGGUACUCUCGAAUACUUUUAGUGAGAGCAUAAACUGGUAGAAACUUGGAUUGAAGGGCAAAUAGCUAUCUAAUAUGUAUCAAAAGCCUUAAAAAUGUUCACAAACUUUAACCCAGCAAUUCCACUUAUUAAACCUUAUGGGGCGGUGGUGGGGGGGAGGAUGUCCAACAAUAGGGAAUUAGUUAAGUAAACUAUGAUGUAUCCAUAGAUUGGAAUGUUGUACAACCACCGAAAAUUGAGUAGACCUGGCUUUAUUGCCAUAAGAAAACAUUCAUGAUCUAUUUUUAGUGAAUAAAAUAGGCUACAAAAUAGUGCAUAUACUUUAUGGUGCUAUUUUUGUAAAACAAAAAAUAUUUAUACAUAUGUACUUAAACAUCUGGAAAGCUAACAUGUCUAAAAGGGGAAUUUUUUCUUAAUAAUAAGCAUUUCUGAUUUUUAUAAUCAGAGAAAAUAAAACUGUAUUUUAAAGAAAAUAUUAGUUCUCCAGGAAAAACCUCCCUGUUUAUUGUAUAUAGGAAUGUUCCUUAUUUAUGAGUAACUUCCCAUUUCUAUUGAUGUAUUUGCUUGUUUGGCAUUCUGGGCCUGUCUUUUAAAACAGGGGUUCCUAAAGGCCAGUCACAUCAUAAACUGGGGUUCUUUAAAAAUGCUGAUUCCUUGGCCCUGCAUCUAGAGAUUCUAAUUCACUGGGGACUCGAAGAAUCUGUAUCUUUUUUUUUUUUUUUUUUUUUUUCUUCGGUACGCGGGCCUCUCACUGCUGUGGCCUCUCCCCUUGCGGGGCACAGGCUCCGGACGCGCAGGCUCAGCGGACAUGGCUUACGGGCCCAGCCGCUCCGCAGCAUGUGGGAUCCUCCCAGACCGUGGCACGAACCCAUGUCCUCCGCAUCGGCAGGCGGACUCUCAACCACUGCGCCACCAGGGAAGCCCAGAAUCUGUAUCUUUUAAAAGCCCUCCUGGUGCUUCUGAUGUUCAGCCUGGUUUGUGAAACUACAAAGUUAUAUUGCAUAGUCUGGCUGAAACUGGUUAAGUGUUUGUCCUAACGUUGCCAACUCACGUAACAUGUCUACCGGCCUAGCCUACUCCCUUUUCUCGGAGAAUCCCCUCCACACAGAGCUCUGCUGUGUUGGAGUUACCUGCAUGACCCCUCCUCUCCCUGCCACAGCUGACUAGACCAAAAAUGGAGUCCUGGACCAAGUUAGGCCAGUAAGAUUUUCUCUCUAGGAAUAUGAAACUAAGGAUGAAGUCUAAAAGUCAGUAGGGAGGAGGCACUAAAGAUAUUUUAGGGCUGAGGAAGCCAUUUUCCACCAGAUGUUCACUAAUGAAGAGUGUAUCUUAAAAGGAGAAAAAAAGAAGCAGAUUGCAGACAGAAGUGUAAAUAGGAAACCCAGAAAUGGAGGAGAAUAUUGGUGCCCAACUUCCAGUUCCAGUUCCUCUUAGGACAUCCAAUUUUACCUUCUGCUCUUCUUUACCUUUUACUCUUUCUAGUAAAUUGUUUUGUUUGAAUAAGUUUCUGUUACUAACAAUUAAAGAA
Messenger RNA from Physeter macrocephalus (sperm whale), 4165 nucleotides. RefSeq names its product tectonic family member 3 (gene TCTN3). Lineage: Eukaryota; Metazoa; Chordata; Mammalia; Artiodactyla; Physeteridae. The transcript is spliced from 14 exons. Bases 93 to 1898 code for a protein of 601 amino acids. Gene Ontology annotation, biological process: cilium assembly; smoothened signaling pathway. The record is from RefSeq and is a predicted model, not a curated record.